Arachis ipaensis is the source of this 4650-nucleotide messenger RNA. RefSeq names its product putative disease resistance protein At3g14460. Gene Ontology annotation, molecular function: ADP binding. The record is from RefSeq and is a predicted model, not a curated record. NCBI's taxonomy places the organism in Eukaryota, Viridiplantae, Streptophyta, Magnoliopsida, Fabales, Fabaceae.
CAUUCAUUCUUGCAGUUAGUCACCUUAACAAAAGUCCACCACAUUCAUAUUCUUUGUGCGUUAUCACAUUGUUCUUCUUCUAUGAAAAUUGUAUCAAUCUGAACUCUGAACAAAGAUAAAGAAAGAUACAAUACAAUACAAUAGAUUAGAAGCCAUAUUAUUCAGCUUUCCAGUUUCAACUUUGAAGGAUGGGUAGAGCCUUACUCUCUUCUUUGCUUCAUGAUUUGAUGGACAACCUUCUCUACCUCACCUCUCAAACCAAACAUUUCAUGAUGAAGCCACACAAAUACCAGCGCAAGCUCAUGGAUAAAUUGCUGAUCCUUGAUGCUCUUGUGGAUGAUGCCGAACAGAAGCAGUUCACAGAAGGAAGCAAUGCACAAGCAGUGAAAGGUUGGUUAAAUGAACUACUACAUGCUUCAUACCAAUUGGAGGAGCUUCUGAUGCAGAUCAUGGCCACCAUUAAGUCUCCGCAUUCGCAGGGCCAGCAAUUCUUCAAAGUCAUCACAACAACAAAGAAGCCGGACAAGUAUAUCAAGGCUCGAAUCAGCGAAUCUCUUGAGAACUUAGAAUCUCUGGUGAAAAAGAAAGAUGUUCUUGGAUUAACUGAGCAUGCUACUUGGAGGGAAUCGUUGCAAGGAUUGCCUUCGUCUUCUGAUGUGUUGGAUAAUUAUUUCUAUGGAAACUAUCCAAAAGAUUACUUCUAUGGAAGAGAGGAAGAGGAGAAAUCUAUAUUGGAAAACUUGUUAUCAGCUAGUGAAAGUGAUGAACACAUCAAGGUGAUUAACAUUGUGGGAAAAUCCGGGGAAGGAAAAACUGCUUUGGCUGAUGUUGUUUACUUCAACCACAAGGUAAGGGAGUCUUUUGAACUUAGAGCUUGGAUCACUGUUCCUUACAAGGCCACUGCUACCUUCAUUGCAAAGAAGAUUCUCCAGGCAGUUACCGAGGAGUUUGUUGCCGGAGAAGACUUCGAUAUAUUGUGGAAGAGAUUGCAAGAAAGCCUCGAUGGGAAGAAGUUUCUGUUGGUGUUGGAUGAUAUCAGGAUUGAGGAUGAAUUACACAAAUGGAGCAAGCUGAUUGCUUCCCUUGAAUCUUCUGCAGCAAAAGGUAGUUCCAUAAUCCUAACAUCAAGUCCUCAUGAUGAUCCAAAGCUACUGAUGUUACCUGCAAAUCAUGAUGUGCAUGUGAGUUUGCUUUCAAUAGACAAUUGUUGGUCAAUCUUUUUGGUGCAUGCUUUUGGGCAAAUAGACCUUCAUCAACACCCGGAACUAGCCGCAGUUGGCAAAGAAAUCGUCAACAAACUGGGAAACCUUCCCUUGGCUGCAAAAAUGAUAGGGAGUCUCUUACAAGAUAAGUUGCAUAUCAAUCAAUGGGUUCAGAUAUUGAGGAGCGAAUUGCUGGAUGCAGGUGAUGUGGAUCUACCCAUCCCUUCAUUUCUAGUACUAUGCUAUCUCGAUCUCACUGCGCAGCUUAAGCGAUGCUUUGCUUAUUUGUCAUUGUUUCCAAAGGGCUACGAGUUCAAGCAGAAGGAGGUGAUCCUCUUAUGGAUGGCCCAAGGCUUUCUGAAUGACUCUGACUCUAAAUCCAAUGGAAAAAGCAUGGAAGACAUUGGUGAUGAGUACUUUGGUUAUCUAAUCAUGAGGUCAUUCUUGCAACCCUUUGGCUCUGGUGUUAGUUUCAUAAUGCAUAAUCUGGUUCAUGACUUGGCAAGCUAUGCAUUUGGAGAAUCAUAUAAGCACCAUUUGUCCUAUUCAAGAAGCACAGAGGAUUUUCCAGAAUUAUCCUUUUACAAACAUGGAGAAUUGUCAAGAACCAUUCUACCUAUAUACUUGCCACUUGAAGGGGCUCCUAGGUGGUUCGACUCGUCGCUGCUUGAGCAAAUAAUUGUGAAGGUGAAUCCACAUGUCUUCCGGGUCUUAUCCUUAUCACACUAUGAUAUCACUCACUUGCCUGCUUCAAUUGGAAGACUAAGUUGUCUUAGUUACCUUGAUCUCUCUCACACUGCAUUGCAGACACUGCCAGAUUCCAUUUGUGAUCUGCUUAGUUUGCAAACACUUAGGUUGACAAACUGCACUUCUCUCACAAGUCUCCCCAAAAGGAUAUGCAAUUUGGUAAAUUUGCGUUACCUUGAUGUUAGAGAUAGCGGUCUGCAGGAGAUGCCGUUGGAAAUGCAUAAAUUGACAAGUCUCCGGGCAUUGACAGACUUUAUUGUUUCCAAAUAUGUUCCAAGGUUUGGAGAUUUAGCAGGGCUGUACAAUCUCAAAACAUUGACCAUUUCAAAGUUGGAAAAUGUGGUCUAUGCUAAGAAUGCAUCAGAUGCCAAACUAAAAGAGAAAAAGAGCCUUCAUGAACUUAUGCUUCAAUGGAGCAAUGGCAAACAUAGCAAUGGGAAUGAAAUGGAAGUGCUUGAGAGUCUAGAACCACACAAAGACUUAAAGAGGCUAACAGUUGAGUACUACAAUGGUGCAAGUUUCCCAAAUUGGUUAGGAGAUAAAUCUUACUGGGAUUUACAGCUGGUAGAUCUCCGCCACUGCGAAAAUUGCAAUUCAUUGCCAACAUUGGGGAUGCUGCCAUUUCUUAAAGACCUCUUCAUUGAAGGGUUCACUCAAGUAAGUUCCAUAGGUGCUGAGUUUUAUGGGGUGGCGACUGCUUCACAAAAGCCAUUUCAAUCUUUAGAGAGAUUACAAUUUCAGGAUAUGCUGGAAUGGAAGCAAUGGAGCAUAUUAGAAGGCAUUGAAUUCCCUUGUCUUGUUGAGCUAUAUAUAAAAAGGUGUCCUAAACUAGUGCGAGAUUUGCCAAAGCAGGUUCUUUCUUUGGAAAAGUUGGAGAUUUUUGGAUGCUAUGCCCUUGAAGCUCCACUUCCCAAAGUCUCUGAUACAUGUCAAGUGUUUGUGCAUGACAGCAAUGACAUUGUUAUGAGAAAUAUAGCUAAAACCCACUCGCAACCAUCCUUGCGCCGGGUCAAAAUUUCAGAAGAAGUGCAUGAGAUCACAAUGCAAUCCUUCUCUGGUUUUCCAAGCACUAAGUACACUGUUGGUUCUUCUUUAGGUGAGAUUGAAGAAAUUGCUCAUGAAGAAAGGAUGGAGAGUGAAUCCACAAGAAGCAGAUGGCCACUUGAUUCUUCAUCUUCAGAUACAUUAAGGAUACCGAAACUAAAGGAAACUUCCCCUAGAAUUAUCAGUCACCAAGUUGAAGCGAAAAUUCCCAACAUCAAACAGCAAAAAGAUCCACAAUCUUCAGAUACUAAAUUUGAUACUCCAAUCACCACACAAGCAGCUAUCAAGGUAGAAACUUCAUCAUCAAAAGAAGACUUAGAUGAUCAAAGAUCAUCCUUUGAAAUGCUAAAGAUUUCAACUGUGUCGCAAUUGAAGUCAUUGCCAACCAAACUGCACAGCCUAAAAGUUGAAGGGUGUGAGUCCUUAGAGGCCCUUCCAAAUGACUUAUUGGAAGGGAUAACUACUCUUGAAGACUUGUAUCUGAUUAGUUGCUCUUCUCUUAGAUCCCUCCCUUCCCUUGGUUCUGUCACAACACUUUAUAUACGAAACUGCAGAAGAUUGGAGAAUCUGCCAUCUUUAGAAUCAAGAAAGCAGCUUGCCUGUCUCCACCACUUGUUCAUAGGGAGUAGCUGUGAUUCUCUCACUUCUUUGACCUUAGAUUUGUUCCCUAAACUCAAAAUUCUCUGUAUAUGGGAUUGUCCCAACCUGCAAUCAUUUAAUGUUACUAAGGAGUAUAAGGGUGAUCUUCCAUCACUUGAGUCUUUAGAGAUUAGAGAUUGUCCAAGACUGAUGUCUUUUCCAGAGGGAGGAAUACAUGCUCCAAAUCUAGAAUCCAUAUUCCUUUCCAAUUGCAAGAAUCUGAACAAUUUGCCAGAUGCUAUGAACUCUCUGACAUCCAUCAAGACAUUAUUUCUACAUAAAUGUCCAGAGAUUGAAUCUUUUCCAUAUGGGGGCUUGCCUUCAAGUUUAAUUUUACUCUCCAUAGCUUAUUGUGACAAACUUACACCACAAAAGAAUUGGAGAUUGGAUACUCUUGAGUCUCUCAACCGUUUGGAGCUUGAAGGUGGAUGCAUGGGCAUGGAUUCAUUUCCAGAGGACAUGAUACUUCCUCCCAAUAUAAACUCACUUUGCAUAAGCACACUGAAGAGUCUCAAGAAGCUAAACUACAGCGGGUUCCAACAUCUGGAUGCUCUUCAAACACUUGAAAUUCAUUGCUGUGGCAUGCUUUGUUCCUUGCCUGAUCAAGGCCUUCCUUCCUCCUUAAAUCAACUCUGUGUCCAAGAAUGCCCUUUGCUGACUCCAAGACUUAAACCAAAUAGUGGGAAGGAGUGGCACAAGGUGGCUCGAAUCCCACACAUACAAAUUGAUCACCAAAUACUCUAUUUAGGGAACCAGUGCCAAAGCUAGGCACUCAGGUUAGAGGACUAAAACACUAUGUACAGCCUACAUGUUAUGCACUCUGAUGAACAUUUAUUUUCAGGAUUUUUAUUAAACCAAGAGAAGGCACUACUUUAAAGCUUAUUUUCUUUACAGAACUCUGUGGAAAAAUGUUUUCUUAAUUUUCAGUGGGAUAACUGCAAUCUUGUUCAAGACUCAUAAUUAUAAGCAAAUGAUCAAACUUCAACAAUGUUAUUUGAAUAAAUUUUUUCCUUGUCCA